Molecule: messenger RNA, 2015 nt
Organism: Benincasa hispida (wax gourd)
Lineage: Eukaryota; Viridiplantae; Streptophyta; Magnoliopsida; Cucurbitales; Cucurbitaceae
Product: alpha/beta-Hydrolases superfamily protein
Source: RefSeq, a predicted model, not a curated record
CUCUCCCAAUAAUUCCCGCACGUGCUUCCCUUUCCCCUCCCCGCCGGAAAACCCUCCAUUUUCCCCAUUUCCCCCAUUUUCCGACUUCCUCAAAUCCUCAAAUCCCCAAUGUCCUAAACCUAAAACCAAUUUUCCUUACAUUCUUCAUCCUUCAAAGCUCAAACAAUCCGACCCCAUCUUCUUCUCUGUUCGUUGUUUUGAUGUUUUUUGUCGUGACGGCGAUUUGGGAUUGUUGAAAGGGUAUAGGGUAAUGUUCAGUGUUGGUUUGAUCUGAGGGGUGUUUUUUUUUUUUUUUUUUUGGGUUUAUUUUGUAUUGGGUUCUCUGUUUUUUAAGGGGAGAUGGGGGCGGUGACCUCGUCUAUGGCGGCGAAGUUUGCGUUCUUUCCACCGAAUCCGCCGUCGUAUAAGGUGGAAGAGAUGGAGGAGGGAACAGGGAAGCUGGUGAUGACGGAGGUAGCAGCGAGGGGAAAUGUUGAUGUUUUGAAGCUAAGUACCAAGAGAGGGAAUCAGGUCGUGGCUCUGUAUGUAAAGAAUGUAUCGGCUACUUUAACGUUGCUUUACUCUCAUGGGAACGCUGCUGAUUUGGGGCAGAUGUACGACUUGUUUGUGGAGCUUAGUGUUCAUCUUCGAGUCAACUUGAUGGGGUACGACUAUUCGGGAUAUGGCCAAUCUACUGGAAAGCCAAGCGAGCAGAAUACUUAUGCAGACAUUGAAGCUGUCUAUAGAUGCUUAGUGGAGAAAUAUGGGGCAAAGGAGGAAGAUGUUAUCUUAUAUGGGCAAUCAGUUGGCAGUGGACCGACUUUAGAUUUGGCUACUCGUUUACCGAACUUGAGGGCGAUAGUUCUUCACAGUCCAAUCUUGUCAGGUGUUCGAGUCAUGUAUCCAGUAAAGCGAACAUUCUGGUUCGACAUUUAUAAGAAUAUUGACAAAAUCCCAUUGGUCAAUUGUCCAGUUCUUGUAAUUCAUGGAACUGCUGAUGACGUUGUUGACUGGUCCCAUGGAAAGCAACUUUGGGAUCUUUGUAAAGAGAAGUACGAGCCCUUAUGGAUAAAAGGAGGAAACCAUUGUGACUUGGAGCUUUACCCGCAAUACAUAAGGCAUCUCAAGAAGUUCAUUUCUGCCAUUGAGAAAUCACAGCCUAGGAGUGGACCUGGACAACUCACGAAUCAGCUCAAUAUUCCCAGAAACAGUACCGACUUCAGAGAAAAAUCUAGAUCCAGCACAGAUCAAAGAGAGAAAACCAGAAUGAGUGUUGAUCAGAGAGAAAAGCCAAGGAUUAGCACAGACUGUAGGGAUAAAGUUAAAGUUGCAAAUGGUAAUGGGGACAGGUCAAGAAAGAUGUUAGAUCGACCGGAGAAGUUGGCAACUUGUGCAGACCAGCCAGAGAAACCGAGGAACAGUAUUGACCGGUCUGCCUACCGCUCUUCUCAUAUAGCUGAAACUCAUGCUGUCGUUAUGCUAUCCUCUCAUUUCUUUUCUCCAAAGUUCACUUCAUAGCAUACUGAUUAUCAUGUUUACAAUUCUUUUUUUUAUAUGCUUUCUGAUAAUUUUUUAGCAUUGCACUCUCUUGCAGGUUUGGGGACAUGGUGAGAUCGGUUGGAUUAUGCAAUAUUGAUUGUUUCAAACCUACAGCAACACAUGUAUAGCAGAGCGGGUUUACUUGUGUUGAGGCUUAAUUCUUCGUGAGUGUUAACUAUUUGUUGUUUGGUUUGGUUUACCAUGGAAAGUAAAGGUAGGAAAUUGAUUUAACCAGGGAGUAUUGUGCAUCUUAUAUAUCUCACAACUAAUAAAUCUAACCCUUCACCCCCUUCUAGUUUGAUUGUGUAUGAUGUGUUAACUUUGUUACAUUUCCACUCUUUAUAGAAAUGGAGUUCUUACUUCAGAAGCUUGUCAUUCAAAACUUUUAACACAAAUGUUGUAUUUUUUUUCUUUCCCUUCUGGGAAAAUGAACAAGUUUGGAAUGUUCUUACCCUUUAUUUGGGAAUGUAAGAUCUAAUUUGAACUUGUGUUGGAAA